Molecule: messenger RNA, 1878 nt
Organism: Penicillium malachiteum
Lineage: Eukaryota; Fungi; Ascomycota; Eurotiomycetes; Eurotiales; Aspergillaceae
Product: putative phosphoinositide-specific phospholipase C
Exons: 4
Coding region: 1-1878 (625 amino acids)
Biological process (GO): phosphatidylinositol-mediated signaling; lipid metabolic process
Molecular function (GO): phosphatidylinositol-4,5-bisphosphate phospholipase C activity
Source: RefSeq, a predicted model, not a curated record
AUGCAAAAAGUCGAUAGCCUCGUUGAGCGCGCGCGCCAUCUUUCGCUACAUCCUUCCACUUCAACUGCAGGAUCUCUGGAUGCGCAUUUACAGAAAAUAUAUGAGUCGUUUUCUGCAUCUGAGGUGUCAAAGGUGGAUUUUUUGAGUCAUGUUCAAUGGGAUAAGCCUGCCGUUCAGGUCCAGACUCAGCCUCAGUCUGUCAUUUCCGCUGAAGCUGAAGCUGACCCGUUGGCUUCUCUGUAUGCCUUUCGGGCGUAUAUGAGAGAUCCAGCGUCUUGUGCUCAGGGUCCUGCAAAGGAACUUGAUCUAUCAGCGCCUCUUUCGGAUUAUUUUAUCUCGUCUAGUCAUAAUACGUAUUUGACGGGGAAUCAGCUAUAUAGUGAUGCAGCCGCGAGUGCGUAUACAUCGGUUCUUCUUCAGGGUUGUCGCUCUGUAGAAAUCGAUGUUUGGGACGGGGAGCCCAUAGACCCAAAUGAAACUGAAGAUAGCAGUGACAGUAACGAUGCUGAAGCCGAGGGCAAGAAAUCAACACUCAAGUCCAGAAUCAAGGAUACUAUCAAGUCCAAGUUUGACUCUGAGGAGAAAGCAGCGAAGGGGGCAUUGGAAGAUGCUCUUCACAGGAAAUCAAAGUCUUCCGACGCUGUUACUGGUGACCAGUCUCCUGUCCUGGGUGAACCGCGCGUUCUUCAUGGACAUACAUUGACCAAGGGAACCAAGUUCCGUGAUAUCUGCUACGCUAUUCGUGAUAGUGCGUUCGUGAACUCCGAUCUACCGGUGAUCAUCAGUUUCGAAGUUCAUGCGUGCUUGGAGCAGCAGCAGCAGAUGGUGGAUAUCAUCAAUGAAGCUUGGAAAGGCUUGCUUGUUGAAGUGCCUUCUGGUGUUGACGCUGAUAAGCUGCCCACGCUGGCUCAGCUUAAACGUAAGAUCUUGAUCAAGACUAAGUCGAUGCCUCUGACGGAGUCUGAUGAGACUCCUGAAGCAUUGGAAGAGACUGAUGGGUCGGGAGGUGUGCAGCAAAAGCCUGCUAAGCCAUCCAAGGUCCUGGAAGCACUCGCAAAGCUGGCGAUUUAUACCCGAGCAUACCAUUUCAGCAACUUUGAGCAACCGGAGGCCAAGGUACCAGGACAUGUCUUCUCACUAUCUGAAAGGUCAGCCCGAGAAGCACACGAGAAAUACCGCGAUGCACUUUUCGCCCACAACCGGUGUGCAAUGAUGCGAAUCUACCCAUAUGCUCUGCGAGUCACAUCCUCAAACCUGGACCCAACAUUCCACUGGCGUCGCGGCGCACAACUCGUAGCGCUGAACUGGCAAAACGUCGACAAAGGCAUGAUGCUGAACCACGGCAUGUUCGAUGGAACUCAGGGCUGGGAACUGAAACCCAACGGAUAUCGUAGUUCCGAAGCACCAACCGAUUCCAUCUUGCGCACAUCAUCCCUCGAUCUCACUAUUGAAGUCUUCGCGGCCCAGGACUUACCCCUCCCGCCGAAUCAUACCGAAAAGGGAUUCCGCCCGUACCUCGUCUGCCAGUUACAUGUUGAGGAGCCUGAGGGUCCUGUUGCCGCUGAUCGUGAUGAUGCGAGCUCAGAUACGGAGAAAAGUAGCUAUCGCCGUCGUACGAAGACGUUGACGGGCAGGAAUCCGGAUUUCAAGGCACAGAAAUUGAUUUUUCCUACUGUGGAAGGUGUAGUUGAAGAGCUCAGUUUCGUUCGUUUCAAAAUCAAGGAUGAUGAACUUCUUGGUCGUGAUGCCAUGGCUGCAUGGGCUUGUAUUCGACUUGAUCGGCUACGAGAGGGAUAUCGACUUGUUCAUCUUUAUGAUAGCACUGGGGAAAAAACAACCGGGAUGUUAUUGGUUCGAAUCACAAAGCAAGUCGCUUAA